Molecule: messenger RNA, 848 nt
Organism: Lycium barbarum (goji berry)
Lineage: Eukaryota; Viridiplantae; Streptophyta; Magnoliopsida; Solanales; Solanaceae
Product: homeobox-leucine zipper protein HDG8-like
Exons: 4
Coding region: 74-655 (193 amino acids)
Molecular function (GO): DNA binding
Source: RefSeq, a predicted model, not a curated record
GUUCUUCACUCAUAAUUGAAUUUAUUUAUUUAUCAGUUUUUUAUAUUCUCUAUUGUUUCAUUUUUCUCUCUUCAUGGAUUCUCAAACUAAUGAAAGCCUUGGGUCAAAUUCUGGUCAAGAGAAUGGGAAAAAACCGGUUCAUCAACAUUCGUUUGAACAAGUAGCCGAGAAACUAGAAGAGGUGUUUAAUCAGAUGCAAAACCCAGAAAGUCAUGUGAUAGAACAAUUGAGUGAGGAUUUAGGGCUUGAUACAACACAAGUCAAAAUGUGGUUUGAUAACAAACGAUGCCACAUACAGGCCCAAAGGGAUAUGGAAGAAAGUGAGAUUAUUCGUUUGGAAAACAGAAGAUUGUGUUCAGAGAACUUGCAAAUGUGUUUUGAGUUGAAGAAACGAUUUUGUGCUACUUGCAAUAAUCCUGAGCAACAAGGAGCAAUCUUACAAUAUUUGCAAAAUGAAAAUACUAAAUUAAGAGAAGAUAUUACGAUGAUAUCCAAUGUGAUUGAUCGUUUUCAAGAAGACCCUGAAGGGUACUUGAUCUUACUCCAACAGGAUUAUCUGCAUAACCACAAUGAUCCAAAUGGCCUAGAUUUGGAGCUUCGAUUGGAAUGUUACAAUGAUCCAAAUGGCCCAGAUUUGGAGCUCAGAUUGGGAUGACGUCAUCGCAAUUUUUCAAGAUUGAAUUGGAACUAACUGAUGGCUAUUUGAUCAUUGAAAAGUGAAUGAUGAAAGGGCUAAGUGGUAUUCAACUAGUUUUAUUAGUAUUCUCUCAAGUAUAAUCAAGCAAUUGUUGUAGAACUUGGGUUUCAAUUAUCAUUUUCUUCAUGUAUUUAUUUUAUGUUAUUUUGGA